Messenger RNA from Oryza sativa Japonica Group (Japanese rice), 664 nucleotides. NCBI's taxonomy places the organism in Eukaryota, Viridiplantae, Streptophyta, Magnoliopsida, Poales, Poaceae. The record is from RefSeq and is a predicted model, not a curated record.
UAUAAAGCCUAGAUGUACAAGGUACACUUUUACAUCUACAAAGACAAGUUUGUAUACAAAGAAGGCAGGAAUAUGAAGACAAUCUUGAGCUACUUCGUUUUCUUUUUAGCCAUACUACAAAUUUCCCAUCGUUUGGUAGCUGGUCAGAAUUAUGAAUUUCAAUCAGGGAUAAAUCAUGGAUUUGUGAACUCAAGAAAGAAUCUUUACAAGCAUGCUAUACCAAGAAUUUUGACGGAACUCGGUGAAUUAGCAUCAAGAGAAGAUUCCACUACUGCGGACAACAAUGUUGAUCUCACCCCAAAGCAUCAAAGCUUGACUGCAAGCAAAAUGGAGACAAUCCAUGUUAGGGCAAAGGCACAUAUAAACCCCGACGAGGAGCUCACUACCGAGGAUUAUCCCCGUCCGCGCCCAAACCAUCCUAGUAUAGCACUAUCUAAUGAAGAAUUCACUACCGAGGACUAUCCUCGUCCCCGUCCAAACCACCCUGGUGUAACACUGUCCAAUGAACAAUUCACUACCGAGGAUUAUCCCCGCCCUCGUCCGAACCAUCCAUAGUGUCGCACCAUAGGCAGUAAAGUGUGUGGUUACAUUUGUAACAAUACUGAACUGAUGAUAUAUUCAUCAUUGUAAAAAUCAAUAAACAUGUUCCUUCAGCAUGAUGGCA